Molecule: messenger RNA, 3843 nt
Organism: Acanthaster planci (crown-of-thorns starfish)
Lineage: Eukaryota; Metazoa; Echinodermata; Asteroidea; Valvatida; Acanthasteridae
Biological process (GO): regulation of DNA-templated transcription
Molecular function (GO): DNA-binding transcription factor activity, RNA polymerase II-specific; RNA polymerase II cis-regulatory region sequence-specific DNA binding
Source: RefSeq, a predicted model, not a curated record
CAUUGAAUUAUAACGGUGACGCAGGAUACCAGUGGUGUGCGCAUGCGUGGCGUUCGCCUGCCAUACUUUACUGCAGCCUCUUCCAUUCCUGGGACCAGUUUGAGCGGAUGUUUUCACCAGUGCUGAUUGGCUCUACAAGCCUGACACCUUUGAGCAAGCCACUGACCGUUCUAGGCAUCAGUGCAACCUCUUGUCUGUGGUAUGCCCAUUUGCUUUAACUGCUGAGCUGGAAAUUCUCUGCUACUGGACUGCAUUUCAUUCUGGUGAAGAUGGAAGAACAAGAAAAUAAGCCUGCCUCUAAGUCACAGGUGUUGGAGGGCAGUUCCACAGAAACUGAAGCCACAGAUGAAAAUCGCAUUGACUUGUCUGUUGCCGUGGAAACCUUAGCUGGUGAGGAGAAUCCAGACGACAGCGUUUCGGGCCAGGAAGCAGGAGUUGAGGGUCUUCCACUGCCGUCAGAGGAUGACUUGCCCCCUCUGACAGCUCAGUAUCAGGCAGUUAAUGACUACACAGGAGAUCAGACCGCUGAGGGUCUACCCACUCAGGAUGCAUCAGGUGAUGGCCUUCCUGCUGAGAGCCAAUCUGUUGAGGGUCUCUCCACUGAAGAUCAGGCGGUGGAAGGCCUCCCUCUGCAGAAUGAGUCGGUCGAAGCUCUCCCAAGCAAUGAACAUGCAGUUGAAGCAUACAUAGUCCAGGAACAUGUGGUCAAGCUUACAGGUGAAGACCACACAGUUGGAAGCCUCCAAACACAAAGCCAAGCGAUUCUGACCCAACAGGUAUCUCAUCAGAUGGACCCAAGUGACCAGGUUAACAUAGAUUCCUCUAACGUAGUCAUAAGCACUGUAGAGGUACCUUUGGGUGUAAGUCAUUAUUCCGAAGCAUCCCAGAUGGAUGCACAGCAGGUUAUGCAUCAUAUAGAUCCCAAUAUCGUAGAAGUGUCCCUAGCUGAAGCUGGCAUAGAUUCCGCGAUCAGUGUCCAGCAUGAGCCGCAUGAAAUGGACAAUAACCUACAUGUGGGUGGAGUCGAACUCAAUGUCGAAGGUUACCACUGCACUGACCAGCCAGUGGUCAUAACCCAAGAAGGUCAAGGGAUGGGCCAGGAUGUAAGUGGGAAUCCAAUGAACGUAGAGAUCUUGUCCGGGGCAGACUCCACUAUGACCAUACAGCAGGUGUCUCAAUCUUAUGAUCCAAAUGACGGCAGCCACCCACAGUAUGUUCAUAUUAUCACCGCACCCGACGGUACCAUGAACAUACAGCAGGACUCCCAAGAAAUUCCACUUGCCGUUGAGAUACUGACGGGGCUUGCCGAUUUCAUGAAUUCACAACAAAUUCAAGAGCAGCCCCAGCUGAUUGAUCAGACGAUGGUUGAUGCGAUCAUAAAGCAUAAGAAACACAAGCAGAAAAAGGAUAAGGCAAAAGAUAGAGAUAAGCCCAAAAAGCACAAAAAACACAAAAAGGCAAAGCGAUACCGGCUCACAGAAGAUGCACAGUGGAUGUGCGAGGUUUGUCAGAAGAAAUUUGGGAGCAAAGCCAAUCUGAAAGUGCACAUGAUCUGCCACUCAUCUGAGAGACCCUACCAAUGUAAUCUUUGCAACAAGACGUUCAAGCGAAACCGGUAUCUCAUUGAUCACAGGAAAACGCACAUUGGGGAGAGGCCGUAUUUUUGCAGUUACUGCCACAAAGCGUUUGCUAAGAAAAGCUCGCUUAACUGUCACGAGCGCGUCCACACCAACCCGUUUUUGUGUUCAAUUUGUAACAAGGGGUUCUCCGAAAAGCGCGGCCUGAUCAUCCACGUCAGGUCUCACACGAACGAGAAGCCCUUCGUUUGCAGCUUAUGCAACAAAGCUUUCACUUCGAAGAAUCCCUUACUCAGGCACGAGCGCAGUCAUACUGGCCUGAAACCCUACGUCUGCUCUGUUUGCAAUAAGGCCUUCACAAGGAAAACAUCGCUGCAUGACCACGAGCGCGUUCACACUGACGAAAAGGCCUUCUCCUGCGAAACUUGCUCAAAGAGCUUUGCAGCGCGGAGUAGCCUGCGAAGUCAUCUGAAUAAGUACCAUCCUGGUGAGAGACCCAAGGUCCCUAAGUUGAUCAAGACCUUGAACAUCCAGCCAGUCGAUACGUCCCCUGAAGCCCGCACUAGAAACUAUUACAACAGAAAGCCUGCCAAAGGCUAUGAUAGUCUAGAACGGCCUUACGUGUGUAAAAUAUGCAACAGGGGCUAUACCAGGCAGCGAACGCUCACAGUUCAUGAAAGAGUGCAUACCAAUCCUCUGAUGUUCGCUUGCAAAAUCUGCGGCAACGUUUUCGCCGAAAAGAGAUCGCUGGUCAUACACGAGCGAGUGCACACCCGCGAGAAACCUUUCAAAUGCGAUAUCUGCGAGCGCGCCUUCUCUUCUCGCACGGCUUGCAAACGACAUGAAAAGAGCCACGCAGGGCUGAAGCCGUACUCCUGCAAAACCUGCGGCAAGGCAUUCACCAGGGGCACGUCCCUCAGAGAGCACGCCAGAAUUCACACAGAUGACAGGGCAUUCUCUUGCCUGAAAUGUGGCAAAGUCUUUGGGGCGAAGAGCACGCUACGAAGCCACGACAAAAAGCACCACCCAAACGAGAAACCGUUUGAAGUCCUGAAAAUCAUUUUCACGUAAAAGUGAGACCACCAUGUUGAAAUUAAAUUGAGCAGCCCAAGUCAAUUUUCUUUGCUUGUGUAUGCGAAAUCACUCAUUUUUAAUGCUUUGUGUUUUACAUUUUGUAAAUUGUCAUCAAGAAUAGGCUUUGAAACAAGUAAUGCCAUGUACAUUGUUCGUUGCGAAGCGUAAUGGUAGAUCCAUACAUAUAUACAUGCACUGACUGGCACUGCUCGUUCCAUUUACAAUUCACAGUUUCAAGCUAAACAUGUUGGCAAGGGGGCAUUGUGUGCAUGUAUUAAAACCUUUCGUAAUAUGCUCCUGUAUUGCAGUGCUGGCCUGUGAGAAAUGGAAUUUGUAGAGUACAAUGUAUAUUUUGUAACCCAACUUCACAAAAUGAGUCUUAUGUGUACGUACGUCACCACAGCCACGUUUAAAUUAAAUGCUUUUAUAAAAAUUCUUGUACAGUGGAAGUCAGUAUGAUAAGAACCGUCAACAUUUUUCACCCUCAACAAUGUCGAACUCCAUGAGGAUGCCCAAACUUAGCCCAGUUUGCUCAUCCUAAUGCUAAUUGAAACCAAAAUAGCAUAAAGAAACAAACAUCGGACUCAUUUUCUUGGUUCUAAGAUCAAUCGUGAUGGAUCAAGUAAAACUACAUUUUAGUUUGGAAGGUCUCAUAAAUGUACCAGUGGAAAUCAAAAGUCCAUAACAUUUGAACCAAAAGUGGUACCAACAUGCAGUUUUCACAGCCAUGAAGUUGACAUUUGUACUCAUUCCAGAUGUUUGAGAGACGAACAGACCAGGGUUAAAAAAGGACUAAUUUUGUCUGAUUGCAUCACAAUUGCCUCCCAGUCUAUUCCUCGGUUUGGCAUUUCACUGUAUGUUUAGUUUAGUUCACCUUGUAUUUUUAUCUGGAAAAUUACUGGAAAAUUCGGAUGUGCUAUUUUUGUAAAUAGAUGUACAUGUAUAGAAAAAAAUCUUAAAGACGGCAAAAUCAGAAGCAACCUUUUGUGCAUUCUUCAAAAUCUUAUUUCACACCUACCUGUCCACCCACACUUACCUUACAUACCUAGUGUGGACAUUCCUUUCUUUUCGUGAAGUUAAGGAAACUCAGUCAAAAUACUCGUUGUGCUCAAACUGGGAACACAAUUUUCAGCUGUUUUUUUUGUACAAGGUGUCCUUGACUAUUCCUCUUCCUUUUACGACGGAUGACCCC